Rotaria sp. Silwood1 is the source of this 219-nucleotide messenger RNA. The record is from the annotation of a GenBank genome assembly. NCBI's taxonomy places the organism in Eukaryota, Metazoa, Rotifera, Eurotatoria, Philodinida, Philodinidae.
AUGCGAACAGUCGUUGGUGGUGGUCUUAUACCACCCUACAACCAAGACUUGAGCGGCAAUUCUACAGGCCGACGACCACCAGCACAAUAUGGUCUUAGUUGGUAUUGGGAAACAGCGAGCGAUGGUCGUCGAUACAUCGGUCAUAGUGGUUCAAUGCCAGGCAUGGUACAUUUAAUGCUGCAAUAUGACUGUAUUCUUUAUUUAACACGACCACUUUAA